This is a messenger RNA of Prorocentrum cordatum, 386 nucleotides long. NCBI's taxonomy places the organism in Eukaryota, Dinophyceae, Prorocentrales, Prorocentraceae. The record is from the annotation of a GenBank genome assembly.
AUGUUGAAGAACUACGCGGAGAAGGACUGGAUGUGCACGGCCGAGGUUUGGAGGCGGCGCACGUGGUUCGAGCUGCAGACGGAGUGCGCGGCGAGGGGCCUGGUCGAGGGCGGCAGGUGCAAGGAGGACCUGGUCGAGCGGCUCGUGGUGUGCCCGGGGUCUGUGAGGCCGGCGGCGCCUCUGAGGCUGGACACCAUGCCAGAGAUCAUGCCAGAGGCUAUCGACGACCCGGAGCUCCAGCCGCGGCCACCGCCGGCGGACCAGUCCAAGCGGCCGCCUACGGAGAGGAUGCUCAGCCAUGCAAGGAGACUGGCCCUGAAGGCGGGGAGAGAGCUGACCCAGGGCGAAGAGACCCUUUUUAGCCUCUGCUCCAACUUCAUCGACAG